Heterobasidion irregulare TC 32-1 is the source of this 423-nucleotide messenger RNA. RefSeq lists its product as uncharacterized. The record is from RefSeq and is a predicted model, not a curated record. Bases 1 to 423 code for a protein of 140 amino acids. The transcript has 3 exons. NCBI's taxonomy places the organism in Eukaryota, Fungi, Basidiomycota, Agaricomycetes, Russulales, Bondarzewiaceae.
AUGUCCUUGAUCAUUGCCUUUAACGUUUUCCUUCACUUGACACUCCCUCAGGGCCUCACAGUGAACGCCAGCCGGCUGAGGUACUGGUCGCACUCACAGUUCUCGCAGGCGUUUGUUGUCCAGGACCAUGUGAAGGACCAGGAGUAUGAGCUGCUUUCGGUGGGUGAUGUCGAGAUGACGCCAAUGAGUGUGCCCGGCGUCCUGUCGAUGACAAUAAGCAGCUCUGCCGUAUAUCUUGAGGAGCCAAAGGAUGUUGUCAUGGCCAACGCCGACAUUCGGAAAGACAGAAUCAGCGUCAAUGAUGCCUUUACCGGGCCAUCUGAGGACGAUGGUGAUGGUAUGGAGACUGAGUCGCAAAACAAGUCGUUUGAUGUCAGCUGCGUAUUGGCAUGGCUCGUUCCUGCCGCGUAUUGGUAUGGCUGA